AUGGGAGGAAUAUUUUCGAAAAAAGAGAAAGCGCCCAAAUCAGCGCCAGUGUCGGAUCAGGACAACGCAAUUCUGGCAUUAAAAACGCAGAGGGACAAGAUGAAACAAAUGGUGAAACGGAAGGAGAAUUGUCUAGAAAAAGAGCGGCAGCUAGCGAAACAAUUGUUGAAAGAUGGCAAGAAAGACCGCGCAUUGCUCAUCCUUAAGAAGAAGCGAUACCAGGAAAAUAUCAUCGAUCAAACGCUGAAACAUUUAAGCAAAAUUGAGCAAAUGGUAACCGACUUAGAAUUUGCUGAAGUUCAACAACGAGUAACCGAGGGACUUCGACAAGGAAAUGAGGCUCUAAAGAGGAUGAAUCAACUGUUCGAUAUCGAUGAAAUCGACAAAAUCAUGGAGGAAACCAAGGAAGCCGCGGAGUAUCAAGCGGAAAUUUCAAAUAUGCUCUCUGGCCAGCUAUCCAACGCCGAUGUGUCCGAUGUGGAAAAUGAAUUGGAGGAGCUAUUGGCCGCCCAAGUUCCUGUAGAUCUUCCAGAGGUUCCAGACCAUGAAAUGCCUGAAAAAGUUGCGGAAAAAGAAAAAGAGAAGCCACGCCGCGAAAAAAUCGCUCUGGAAGCCUAA
Molecule: messenger RNA, 618 nt
Organism: Caenorhabditis briggsae
Lineage: Eukaryota; Metazoa; Nematoda; Chromadorea; Rhabditida; Rhabditidae
Gene: Cbr-vps-20
Product: Protein CBR-VPS-20
Exons: 5
Coding region: 1-618 (205 amino acids)
Biological process (GO): late endosome to vacuole transport via multivesicular body sorting pathway; vesicle budding from membrane
Cellular component (GO): ESCRT III complex; multivesicular body
Source: RefSeq, a predicted model, not a curated record